UCGUAUAUGAGCGGUGUGGCAUGGAAUGGUCACUAUUGACCAAUGGGAACAAUGCCAUUGACCACUGACACCCUGACACCAUAAGCAGCAUUUGCAAACAGACAAGAACAAACUCAAGUCAUUUUUUCACUUCACAUACUUUGAUUUGUACAUGUUUUUUUCCUGAAAUGUCAGUAUUAAGUGAGCAAAUCAUUCAAUCAUGGCUUGAUCGAAUUAAAAUUUUAACACAUCUUGGCACAUCUGCACUUGAGAUCAGAAGUAUAUCUGUUGAAUUGAAAUCUUUCCUUUGCUUGGUAAAGGACACAGUUACUGGUUUGGAACCAAAAGAAAUUCUCAUCCAGUUUCCUAGCAUUCCCAAAUUUUUACAGACUUUACUGAAUAAUGUUACCAUUCAAACUACAGUUGACCUUUAUCAACUUGUUCUGCAAUGUGUUACUGCUGUGUCUAUUUCAACUCAAGCGCAAAAAGAUGGAACUCAUGAUAAGUCCAUUAAGUGGGUUAAAUCCAAGUUUAAAAUGUUAUGCUCAUCUCGACCAAAAACUGUUGAUACAUAUAUCAACUUUGCAGAAGAGAUGGGUCUUCAGCCUCCUGACAUCACCGAAGAAUUCAAUAAAGAUCUUGUCAUUUCUUUGGUAAAUGAUCUUUCCUACACAACUUCACGCUGCCGAAAAUGGUGCCAUAUGAUCGGACAGUUCAUCCCAAAAUAUCAUGUCAAUGGAAACAAACUUAGAAGUAUUUCCGAAAUUUGUUUACCGAUCUUACCGAACAGAAUCGUUUCUCCUUUGGUUGAAGCUCUUCUUUGUUGUACAACAGCAAGUGAUGUGGUCAACAACGAUUUCGUGGCCUCAAGUUGUGGUGCUAUUUUAGCUGAGCAAGCCCUUUCACCCCACUUCAUUAAUGAAUUAAAGGAUGAUCCCAAGGACUUCUAUUUUGGAUUGAAGCAAUGUCAUGCACUCUCUUACAAAGCACGCCUGAACUUAUGGUUAAAAGAUGACGAAUAUUUUGAAGAAGAGAUAAUUACGCUCUUAGAAAUUUGUUGUUUCGAAAGACAAGACAUGUCAUUGACAGAAAUGAAGAAGUUCAUAUCCAAGAGAGAAUUGCCAAAAGCUUUAAACGAAAACCCUUCAUUACUUUGCAUCGCAUACGAAAUUGUAAGGCGAGUGGUGUUUGAAACGCGUGGUAGCACACAUGUCACAAAAUUCCUUGAAGUGCUAACGGGACUUAUUUCUGAUGAAGAUCACGGGGAAAAGUUCAUGCAUCCCAACACCAAUUUGAUUCUUUUCGAAUCCUGUGUGUAUAGGCCUGCUUUACAAACCUAGUGAGCCAUUGAUAUUUAAGUCUGAAAAAUUAGUGUACGAUGUUACUACCUUUUCUUUCAGAUUAGAUAGCCAGUUAAAGGUUAUUUAAUCUGAUAAAGAUUAUGUAAAUUGUUCAAGGUUUUGUAACCUGGAGAAGGUUAUGUAACAUAAUUAAUGUUAUGUAACCUGAUAAAUGUCGAGUAGAUUGUGAUUUCAGUCUCGACUCAGGCGGUAUUCUUCGUUCCAAGAAUAUCUCACUUCAACUGGUCGCACGAUUUUUUAAUGACGUAAACACACUUUUUCACUUACCAGGAAGGCAUAAAAGAUUUUUUUUCUAAUCAUUGUGCUAGUCACAACAUAUGUUGAUCUAAAUUUCAAUAUGCUACAAUCUCUUAAAUUGAUGUAAAGUUACAUUGCCUGUCCCGGCGAGGACGUAUUAUUCUCCCAUAUGUUUUUAUUGAAUUUAUCGUCAAAUUUGUCAAGGUUUUCUAAUACCAAGGUAUUUUCCACUUUCUUGAUAAUUAUGCACAAAGAAGCGACAAUGUCGCAUGAAAAUGACGCGCCCGUUUCGAGAGGUUUGUUUAAGAAGUUUCUGUUUUUGUAAUACGCAUCUUAUGAUCGCCAUGAUUGAAGAUUUGAUAAAAAUUUAUUUGCAAAGGACUGGUUUAUUUUUGAAGUUCACUCGAACGUUUGCUGAUACAGUGUAGUAAAGAGAAAAUGACUCACAUUGAAAAGUAAAAACAUUGAUAUUUCUUAUUAUUAAGGCUUCAGGUUGUAUUAGAAUUUAGAACUGUCCGUUUUUUUUGACCUGUGGUUUUGAGUAUGUUAAAAACGAGCAUUUGAGAUUUGCAUAAAAUUGGGUGGGAGUCAUCCUGCCAUUAAUUAAUUAAUGAUUUGA
Messenger RNA from Xenia sp. Carnegie-2017, 2196 nucleotides. RefSeq names its product Fanconi anemia group C protein-like. Lineage: Eukaryota; Metazoa; Cnidaria; Anthozoa; Malacalcyonacea; Xeniidae. The record is from RefSeq and is a predicted model, not a curated record. Gene Ontology annotation, biological process: cellular response to oxidative stress; interstrand cross-link repair; nucleotide-excision repair. Bases 168 to 1319 code for a protein of 383 amino acids. The transcript is spliced from 12 exons. Gene Ontology annotation, cellular component: Fanconi anaemia nuclear complex.